Messenger RNA from Sodiomyces alkalinus F11, 760 nucleotides. RefSeq lists its product as hypothetical. The coding region runs from base 71 to 685 and encodes 204 amino acids. Gene Ontology annotation, cellular component: ribosome; mitochondrial large ribosomal subunit. The transcript is spliced from 2 exons. Gene Ontology annotation, molecular function: structural constituent of ribosome. Gene Ontology annotation, biological process: translation. Lineage: Eukaryota; Fungi; Ascomycota; Sordariomycetes; Glomerellales; Plectosphaerellaceae. The record is from RefSeq and is a predicted model, not a curated record.
CCGGCGGCCCGUUGGCUGGUUUAAAAGGGCUCUCCGCCAGGCGCGACAGCAAAGAACCUGGCAAAGAUCCAUGGCUACUACUUCUACCACCCCGUCCCUAUCCUCAGCGACAUCACCGCCGCCGUCAAUGCGGUCAAUCUCGACAUCAUCCACAGGCUCUACCACAAAACCCGCCGGCAUCUCCUACCACCGCCAUUUCGCCCUCCCUCCUCCGCUGCCCUCAGUCCGCCACACCCAUCCCGACCCGUUCCCCGCCCUAACGGUGAAGCAGCUGGCCGUCCUCGACCCGACCGGCGCCCGCACCCGCCUCUUCGACCGCACCCAGCCCGACGCCGCCAAGGUCGGCGACGUCCUCCUCGUGACCACCCGCAAGGGCGAGCCCUUCGCCGGCGUCUGCCUCUCCAUCCGCCACCGCGGCGUCGACACCGCCGUGCUCCUCCGCGGCCAGCUCAUGCGCGUCGGCGUCGAGAUGUGGCACAAGAUCUACUCCCCCAACGUCGUCGCCAUCGACAUCGUCUGGCGCCGUCCCAAGCGCGCCAGGAGGGCCCGUCUCACCUACAUGCGCCAUCCCAAGCAUGACAUGGGCAGCGUCACCCACCUCGUCUCCGCCUGGAAGAAGGAGCGGCAUAGCAUGAGGAACAAGGGUAGGGGGUUCAAGGGCAAGACUGUCGGGGCGAGGUUUUAGGCCCGGCGAGCGUCCACCCCUUGGCGGGCGGAAAGGUUUGUCGCCAUGACGGACAGAAGACUGGAAGAAGGAGAU